Messenger RNA from Sesamum indicum (sesame), 2368 nucleotides. Its product is annotated as subtilisin-like protease. Gene Ontology annotation, biological process: proteolysis. The record is from RefSeq and is a predicted model, not a curated record. Gene Ontology annotation, molecular function: serine-type endopeptidase activity. NCBI's taxonomy places the organism in Eukaryota, Viridiplantae, Streptophyta, Magnoliopsida, Lamiales, Pedaliaceae.
GUCUUGAUCUUAAGACAUCAUAUUUUUCUAGCAAAACAGCCAUCAAAAAGCAUGGCUCAGAUGCCAAUUCUCUCUCUCAUUUGUGCACUCAUUUUGCAGUUAUCUUUAGUAAUUGCAAAUGAUGUUUCUUUAGAAACUUAUAUAGUUCAUGUUGAUUUACCAGGCAGCCCAAUGUUAUCUGAUCAAUCCCAAGAUUUGGAGAGCUGGUACGAGUCGUUCUUGCCGACAACUAUAGCUAGCUCAAUCGAGACGCCCCGGAUGGUUUAUUCCUACCGCAAUGUGUUCCCAGGGUUCGCGGCUAAGUUAACAUCUGAGGAAGUGAAGGUGAUGGAGAAGAAGAAAGGGUUCAUAUCUGCAAGGCCACAACAAGUAUUGCCAUUGCACACGACUCAUACGCCUAAUUUCCUCGGUUUGCACCAAAACAUGGGAUUUUGGCGUGAUUCAAACUAUGGAAAGGGCAUCAUUAUUGGUGUUUUAGAUACUGGAAUAUUGCCUGAUCAUCCUUCGUUUAGCGACGAAGGAAUGCCUUCCCCGCCUGCUAAAUGGAAGGGGACGUGCGAGUUCGGCUUUACUGGUGCCUGUAACAACAAGCUCAUUGGAGCAAGGCAUUUCAGGAAUGGAGAUGGAACUCCACUCGAUUUUGACGGCCAUGGCACUCACACGGCUGCCACUGCAGCAGGCAACUUUGUAAGAGGUGCCAAUCUGUUUGGGAUGGCCAACGGCACGGCAGUUGGCGUGGCGCCUCUGGCUCACUUGGCUAUGUACAAAGUCUGCUCACCUUCGUGCUCCGAGAGUGACAUAUUAGCUGCUAUGGAUACUGCCAUUGAAGAUGGUGUGGACGUGCUUUCCAUCUCGCUUGGUGGACCAUCCAGGCCAUUUCACGACGACAACAUUGCGCUUGGUGCAUUUAGCGCGAUGGAGAGAGGAAUUUUCGUCAGCUGCUCUGCAGGAAACUUCGGUCCCUCUUACACAUCGUUGUCAAAUGAAGCCCCGUGGAUCCUCACCGUUGGUGCAAGUACAAUUGACAGGAAAUUGGUGGCCACUGCAGUGCUGGGGAACAAGCAGGAGUUGAAUGGUGAAUCAGCGUUCCAGCCGCAGGAUUUCCCUGCAGAGCAGCUUCCCCUAGUUUACCCCGGAUUAAAUGCUAGUGACUUCAAUGCUCAGCAUUGCAGCAUAUCAUCGUUGAACGACACAGGUGUGAAAGGAAAAAUUGUCUUGUGCAACAUAGGUGGCUGGACUACAUCAGUCCAACAAGGACAGGCAGUGAAAGAUGCUGGUGGUGCAGCCAUGAUUCUCAUCGACGAGGAGCGCCAGGGCUUCAGCACAUCAGCAGACGCUCAUGUCCUUCCCGCUACAAACGUCAACUACGAGGAUGGUCUAAAAAUCCUUGCCUAUAUAAAUUCAUCAUCUUCUCCAACUGCAACUAUCGUGUUCAAAGGAACAGUAAUUGGUGAUAAGAAUUCUCCAAUGGUAGCUUCAUUUUCUUCCAGAGGCCCAAGCAUCUCAAGCCCUGGAAUUCUGAAGCCUGAUAUUUUAGGCCCUGGUGUCAACAUUCUUGCAGCAUGGCCUACUUCUGUCGAAAAUAAUACUAACACGAAAAACAAUUUCAAUGUCAUCUCUGGUACAUCCAUGUCUUGCCCUCACCUCAGUGGCGUUGCAGCAUUGAUCAAGAGUGCACACCCCGACUGGUCUCCAGCUGCCAUCAAAUCAGCAAUGAUGACUACAGCUGAUACAAUGAAUCUUGGAAACCGGCCGAUUCUGGACGAGAGGCAUUUGCCUGCUGAUGUUUUAGCAACCGGUGCAGGUCAUGUCAAUCCCACCCGAGCAAAUGAUCCCGGACUCAUUUAUGACAUCGAGACUCAAGACUAUGAGUCGUAUUUGUGUGGUCUGAAUUACACGAGUCGGGAAAUUUUCAUAGUUCUGCAACGUCACCUUAACUGCUCGUCCAACUCAAGAGUUCAUGAAGGACAGCUAAAUUAUCCUUCGUUUUCGAUCAGGUCUGGAUCAUCUGAUCAGACAUUCACAAGGACAGUGACUAAUGUUGGGGACGCCAGUUCGAGUUACACUGUUGAGGUUGUUUCACCACGAGGCAUCAAUGUGGCUGUCAGCCCACAGACACUUAAUUUCUCAGAGUUGAACCAGAAAUUAACAUAUGAAAUUACAUUUCGUAGAUCAGAAAAUGCUGGUACCAGCACUGUUUCUCAGGGAUAUAUUGUCUGGCAAUCAGCCAAGCAUUCAGUUAGGAGCCCAAUUGCUGUCUACGGGGCAGAUAUUUAAGGCUAGCAUUCAAAUUAUGAUCAUUAAAUGUGGCUAAAAUGCAUUUUACCCUGCUGUAAUUUGUUAAACAAGUUAAAAAUCCUUUUGUAUU